AUGUCUUUGUUUGUACCUUUAAAUUUGGAAGAAAGAGAUUCAGAGAUUCAAGCGAUCUUUGAAAAGAAUAGUUUUUUUUGUGUAGGUGGUAAAAUUAUUCCUGGGGUUUAUAAUGGUUGCAAAAGGGCGAAGAUGAUUGUUUCGACUUCUACGCAUGUAUCUAUUCUUAAUAAGGUUGUUGAAUCUAAUAAAUGUCCUUUAAAAGUUUCUUUGGUUGGAGUUCCGCAGGAGAUGCCUAUUGGGAUUAAAGAUGAUAGUGUUAUUAAUACGUUGGUGACUGAUUUUUCAGGCCAAGAGCAUAAUUUUAUUAUGAAAGUUGUUUUUUCACAUCAUAAUUCUCAUUUAUCGCAUUUGAAAGAUAUAAUUCGUCCCCAGAAAUCUUUGAUUUUUGUAGUUGGGCAGUUAGAGAUAAUUGGGAAUGAAUUUUAUGUAUAUUCUAAAGAUAUUAAUUACAUUGAUACGCGUUUUACUUUUAGCUACUCAUCAAAUAUUGUUGGUGGUUCUGAAGAAAAGUUAGACAAUGAAACUUUGGUCGAUUCGAAUGAUUUUGUGGAUAAUUAUGAUUUUAAUUCCAUGGGUAGUUCUUGUUCAGCGAAACAUGCAAAGUUUGAUGAUUUUGAUGAAUCUUUCGAUGAUACUUUGGUAAAUUUUGAAUCCGAAUCUCGUAGUAAAGAGGAUGGUUGUUUGUCUGAUUGUGGAGAAGAAGGAGUUAAGGAAGCUGUAAAAGAUAGUAAGGAUAAGAGAAAUGUUUCACGUAGUGAAGGCAAAAAACCAGUUGAACGAUCUUUACAUAGUAGUUUACGUGGAUCGAAUUCAGUUAAAACUUAA
This is a messenger RNA of Dentiscutata erythropus, 828 nucleotides long. The record is from the annotation of a GenBank genome assembly. NCBI's taxonomy places the organism in Eukaryota, Fungi, Glomeromycota, Glomeromycetes, Diversisporales, Gigasporaceae.